Stegostoma tigrinum is the source of this 4260-nucleotide messenger RNA. It is a transcript of the gene bnc1, whose product is annotated as basonuclin zinc finger protein 1. Bases 387 to 3308 code for a protein of 973 amino acids. The record is from RefSeq and is a predicted model, not a curated record. Gene Ontology annotation, cellular component: nucleus. NCBI's taxonomy places the organism in Eukaryota, Metazoa, Chordata, Chondrichthyes, Orectolobiformes, Stegostomatidae. The transcript has 6 exons. Gene Ontology annotation, biological process: regulation of transcription by RNA polymerase I.
AUUUGCUACUGGAGCGCUGACCUAUGAAGAUCCAUAUUAUGAGGCUUAGCAGUGGAAGUCUAGGCCACCACUGUUCACAACUUUUAGGAAACUUCAAAUGCCAGAGGAUACCUUACCACAUGAUGUUUUGUGGACCACUUCGACAGAAAGGGCUCUGAUGCGCUGUAUCGCUGCUCACCUCAUUACAUAUAUACCUCAGCAGCAACAGUUCUUCCAAAUUGCUGACUGUCCCAAGGUACCAAGGAAUAGGAAUCAUCAGAGAAUGCUACGACUGGUGAACGAAUGAGAAUUUUGAAGGAUGAAGCUGUGGCAGUGAUACCAAAUACAUUGCGCUGGUUUUAAUUUUGAUGGAUGUGAGGACAUAACUGGAAGAACUAGAAAAGGAUAUGGAGCAUUUGUUAGAGUCCAUUCGCUGCACACUGGUGAACUGUAACUGUGAGUGCUUUCAAGCCGGGAAGAUUAACAUUCGUCAGUGUGACCACUGUAAACAUGGAUGGGUGGUACAUGCCCUAGACAAACUGCAAGUGAAUCAUCUUUAUCAACAGAGUCAGGUGGAGAUUGUCCAGUCUAACGUUGUGUUUGACAUUAGUAGCCUAAUGCUGUAUGGUACCCAGGCUAUUCCCAUCCGCCUCAAAAUCCUGCUUGAUCGUCUGUUUAGUGUUCUCAAGCAAGAGGAAGUACUCCAGAUCUUACAUUCUCUGGGAUGGACCCUUCAGGACUACAUUCGUGGCUACAUUCUGCAGGAUGCCUCAGGAAAGGUGCUUGAUCGAUGGAGCAUAAUGACCUAUGAGGAAGAAAUGGUCUCCCUCAACCAAUUCCUUCGUUUCGGGGAGACCAAAUCCAUCGUCGAACUCAUGGCAAUUCAGGAAAAGGAGGGACAUGCGGUGGUAGUCCCACCGACCAAAAAUAACUCCGACAUCCGAGCCUUUAUAGAGAGCAGCAACCAAACCCGAAACCCUGCGCUAGCCGCCCAGCCUGAGAAACUGAACGCCAGCAGCGCCCAUCACUUUGAGAACAUUGUGAACAAUCUGGCGUUUAUGUUACCAUUCCAGUUCUUUAACCCGAUACCGAUGCCUCUGCUCGGGGCAUCGCCCAAAAGUUUCCUCCUUGAUCAGCCUCAAGACAGACCACGAGAAACCAAGCGGGAAAUUCCAAUUCCUGUCAAUAAAGGCUUUCUCGUGAAUGCCCACGCGGAUUUUUUUCCCAGUCCUGAGGAGACCAGCCAGAAUUCCCAAGACGGUGUUCACCCUGAUACCAAGAAUAACUCUGCCAGUGAGUACAGUGGCGUGAUAUCCCCUGCAUUGAGUGUAACACCCAAACAUGACAUUGAGCAGCUGUAUGUGCCUUCUCACAUCAGAGGGAAAUGUGUGGAGAAAGCUGGUUCCCUAACAAACAAGGGCCGUGUUUACUGCAGUGCGUGCGAGAAGACUUUUUAUGAUAAAGGCACAUUGAAGAUUCAUUACAACGCUGUUCACCUGAAAAUUAAGCACAAGUGCACGGUGGAAGGCUGCAAUAUGGUCUUUAGUUCCCUUCGCAGCCGCAAUCGCCACAGCUCAAACCCCAACCCCAGGCUUCACAUGCCCACCAUGAAAAACAACCGCGACAAAGAUCUCCGGAACUGCUCCUUAACGACAGUGAUCCAAGUCAAUAACAGGAAGCUCGAUAUCACUCACUGCCCUGGCACUGACGCCCGCUCGCUCCCAGCCUUUGAUAAUCCCCGUGCAGAGCCGGCAAACACCAUUCAGACUGGCACUUGCAAUUCCGGGCACAGCACCAUGUUCCAAAACCUGAAGACCGUGCAGCCAGUUCUCCCAUUCUAUCGCAGCCUGGUACCACCGUCUGAGCUCGCCAUCCCUCAAGACGCCCUCCCGCAUGUGCCAGUCCCGGCUCCCUCAAUCCCAGAGCAGCCCCCUGUGCCAAAAAAGAAAUCCCGGAAAUCGAGCAUGCCUGUUAAAAUCGAGAAAGAAAGUAUGGAAGGCUUGGAGGAGCAUGAAGGUGGACCUCUUGACAGUAGUGGGGCAGCUGCACAGCAUAGAAAUGACAGUCGGUUUCAGCAUGUCAAAGACAGUUUAGAAAGAACGGAAAGCAGGCUGAGUUACCUGUCUGAUCCUGAGGAGCAGAGCCCCAAAGGUCAGCACCGAGAGUUGGUCGCUGCCAGCGAUAAAGCAGAUACUGUGGAGAAAUCAGCCAACAGCCCAUUACACUUGGAAAAUGGAGAUGCUUAUGUGCAGGCAAAAACUGUAAUCAUUUCGUCCCCUGGUGAGGAACAAAGGGAGCUUGAACCAGACAGUGGCGAGGGCCUGGUAUUUAAAUCAGAAGGUUGGUUGCAACCCACGAACAAUUGUAAAGAAGUGCAGCACGGGUUGCCGAAUGGAGGCUUUAGCAGUGCAUUACUGCAUCGGAGGCCUGGCUCACCUUGCUCUGAGAGCCCAGCGGUGAAUGGCUGCACAUAUCUGCAGCCGGUUGCAGAUAAGGGGGAUAAUCAGGGUACUUCUAAUCCUAACUAUUGCUAUGUCUGCAAGAAGGUGUUUAAAAGUUCUUACAGUGUUAAGUUGCAUUACAAAAAUGUGCAUCUAAAGGAGAUGCACCUGUGCACAGUUGGAGGUUGCAACGCAGCUUUCCCAUCAAGGCGCAGUAGGGACAGGCACAGUGCAAACAUCAAUCUUCAUCACAAACUUCUGACCAAAGGUUCAUGUGAGAGCCAAAACAUCAACAACAGCACCCUUCUAACAAAGGAACCUUGCAAAGACAUUCUGGGAAGAACUCACAUGGGACAGGCUCCAGUAAUACUGAAAGCAAAGAGCAAAAAUGAACAUUCUGUGGUCUCUCUCAGCAACGCUCAGGAGCAGAUCAGCGAUGCUCAAGGAGGAGAUGCUCUUUAUGAUGGGGCUGUGUUGGAUCUUAGCACUACAUCCAGUGUCAAGUCAGGAAGUAGUAUCCAUUCGUGGGAUUCGGAUGCUGGGAGUGAUGAAGGGGUUCCUGUGAAUGAUGAGGACAUCUUUGAGCAUUCCGAUUUAAUGGCGAAGGAUAAAUUAUACCAGCUAGCUACUGUGGUCGAGAAACCUAUUGAUCACUUGAUGCAAACCCUUUCUGCUAAUUCACCAAUUAUGUGCAACAUUUGCCAGAAGAUGUACAGUAAUAAAGGGACAUUUAGGGCUCAUUACAAAACUGUGCACCUUCGUCAGUUGCACAAGUGCAAGGUGCCCGGUUGCAGCACCAUGUUCUCAUCUGUACGCAGCCGAAACCGGCACAGUCAGAACCCAAACUUGCACAAAGACACAUUCUGCAGCUCCAAAGAAUGCCACUAAACAUCUCACACAUCUCUUCAGAUGACGAAUUUCGAAUUUCUUACCGAUUUGUCAAUCCGUUGUACCAACAGAUGGAGGAUUUUAGACCCUCUCCAGAAACUGCCAAGACUUUUUCUAACACAUGGUGAUAUCGACACAUUUUGCUACCUUUUGCAGUCCUUAAAACUAAAGGAAUGCAGCCAAAUAUUUCCAACAUUCCUGUUUUAUAGAUGAUGAAGAUAGGAAUCAAGUGGACCUCAUAGUACCCGAAAACUUCAUUUUUACAAUUUUUUUUGUAGCAUGAAAGGCUCUUUGUUGCAAUUCUUUGAUUACCUGGAUCAAAAGGCACUUUUGAUACUUGCUUUUGGCUCUCAUUCUGUUUGAUUAAAGAUGCCUUUUCAUGUGCACUUAUGCCACCUUUUUUCACAUUCCAGCUUCCCGACUAAAAAAACCAUCUUUACUUAUGGAUUGGCAAGUGACGCAGAAAAACAUGACCAAAUGCAACCCCUGUAUUUUACUUCUUUCUUACCUUGAGUCUUCAGUAACUCUGUUUCAAAGUUACACAGUGUUAAUCGUCAAUUCUGUUGCUAAAAAUGUAACUCCCGGAAAAAAAUCAUUUAAUUCAACUCCUUUUAUUGAACAAUGUUUCCUCAGUCUGAGUUGGUUGCAUUUAUGAAAAGUGAAAGUUUCACAAGAACUGAAUUGGAACUUGUUUCCCCAGGCUGUGGUAAGGCUUUCUGAGGUAGACUGAAGUUAAGAAUGUAUUGUGUUUGGGGUAUGGCUUUUAAUUUAUUCCAUACAUUGUAACUGUUUAACCUUUCCGCUUUUAUGACGGGUUUGGAAUUAGGGUGUCCGACUGCUCACACGACACUUAAAAAAAAAUCACAGCUUGCCAAAGAUGUAUCCAAUGUGCUAAUCUGUAAAUAAAUACAUUGACAAAUAAUAGUAUUGGCGACGAAUUCUGUUUAAGAAA